Messenger RNA from Dibothriocephalus latus, 498 nucleotides. NCBI's taxonomy places the organism in Eukaryota, Metazoa, Platyhelminthes, Cestoda, Diphyllobothriidea, Diphyllobothriidae. The record is from the annotation of a GenBank genome assembly.
AUGCGUUCCGGACUUUUCGCUUUCCUCUUUCUCCCCUCCCGACACAUCUGUGUGACUUCCUGUCUCCGAAAAAAGGAGAUUCGCAUGGUGAAAUCUGGUAAAAUAACCAUGGUCGAAGGAGUUAAAUGCAAAUCGGAGCGCAUCGACCAUCUUUUAAACAUGGAAGGUCUCGGCGACCCCCGCAUCACUGACCCAAUUGUCCGACUUGGUUUGAAACUCAAACACACCGACGUCUUAAUCUUGAGUCAGUUUCUUCGACCUGAUGGUACUAUCCUCCCCAAGGAGGUAUCUGGUCUCACUACAGGAUCUCAGAUGCGCAUCGAGAUGCUGAUUGAGCGCGCGCAAAACGCCGGUCUCCUACCGCAGUCCAUCGACCCCGAUGGGACACAUCACUACAAGGAACGCCCUCGGGACAAAAUGAACGUCUACUAUGAUUCUAGCACCCCAGGACUUCCUAAGUUCUCCAAACUUAUACCCAAAUACAGACCGCCCACUUGA